AUGGCUGGGAACAUGCUAGCCAACUAUGUCCAAGUCUACGUUAUGCUGCCGCUGGACGUCGUGAGCGUCGACAACAAGUUCGAGAAGGGCGAUGAGACCAGGGCGCAGCUGAAGAAGCUGACGGAGGCCGGCGUGGACGGCGUCAUGAUAGACGUCUGGUGGGGGCUGGUGGAGGGCAAGGGCCCCAAGGCGUACGACUGGAGCGCCUACAAGCAGGUCUUCGACCUGGUGCACGAGGCCGGGCUCAAGCUGCAGGCCAUCAUGUCGUUCCACCAGUGCGGUGGCAACGUCGGCGACAUCGUCAACAUCCCCAUCCCACAGUGGGUGCGCGACGUCGGCGCCACCGACCCGGACAUUUUCUACACCAACCGCGGCGGGACGAGGAACAUCGAGUACCUCACCCUUGGAGUGGAUGACCAGCCUCUCUUCCAUGGAAGAACAGCCGUCCAGAUGUAUGCUGAUUACAUGACGAGCUUCAGGGAAAACAUGAAAAAGUUCUUGGAUGCCGGUACCAUCGUGGACAUUGAAGUGGGACUUGGCCCGGCUGGAGAGAUGAGGUACCCAUCCUAUCCUCAGAGCCAGGGAUGGGUCUUCCCGGGCGUCGGAGAAUUCAUCUGUUAUGACAAGUACCUGGAAGCAGACUUCAAAGCAGCAGCGGCAAAGGCUGGCCAUCCUGAGUGGGAAUUGCCAGACGAUGCUGGAGAGUACAACGACACUCCCGAGAAAACCCAAUUCUUCAAGGACAACGGAACAUACCUCACCGAGAAGGGGAAGUUUUUCCUGUCAUGGUACUCCAACAAACUGAUCAAGCACGGUGACAAGGUCUUGGACGAAGCAAACAAGGUCUUCUUGGGAUGCAGGGUGCAGCUGGCAAUAAAAAUCUCUGGCAUUCACUGGUGGUACAGGGUUCCAAACCAUGCAGCCGAGCUCACAGCCGGGUACUACAACUUAGAUGACAGAGACGGCUACAGAACCAUAGCACGCAUGCUCACAAGGCAUCAUGCUAGCAUGAACUUCACUUGUGCAGAGAUGAGGGACUCGGAGCAAAGCGAAGAGGCGAAGAGCGCACCAGAAGAACUAGUCCAACAGGGUCAUGACCCAAGUGUUGAUCCAGUGGCGCCUUUGGAAAGAUCAAAGCCAGAAAUGCCAAUUGAAAUGAUCCUGAAAGCAGCGCAGCCAAAACUGGAGCCAUUCCCCUUUGAUAAGAACACCGACCUGCCAGUUAAAGAUCACACUGAUGUCGGGGAUGAGGUGGUGCACGCCGGCACCGUCGCGGCCAUCAAGGUUGGCCCCCCGCCGCCGCUCUCCGCCGGAACGGACAACUCGGACGAGGCAAGGGACUUCGACCUGCCCCUGAAGAACCGGUUCUACCUGCAGCCGCUGCCACCGGCGGAGGCGGCGGUGCGGGCCAAGGAGUCGGCCCAGGACAUCCUCAACCUCAAGCCGCUCAUCGACAAGAAGCAAUGGCCGUACGUCAUGAACGACCUCCGCCUCAGGGCCUCCUACCUGCGCUACGACCUCAAGACCGUCAUCUCCUCCAAGACCACCAAGGAGGAGAAGAAGGACCUCAAGGACCUCACCGGCAAGCUCUUCGCCACCCUCGACGGGCUUGACCAUGCAGCCAAGAUCAAGAGCCCCACCGAGGCCGAGAAGUACUACGGCGAGACCAAGACUGUUCUCGGCGAUGUCCUCGCCAAGCUAGGCUAG
Molecule: messenger RNA, 1707 nt
Organism: Triticum turgidum subsp. durum (durum wheat)
Lineage: Eukaryota; Viridiplantae; Streptophyta; Magnoliopsida; Poales; Poaceae
Source: the annotation of a GenBank genome assembly